CCGCAUUCGACGCCGGACCGUUUCUCUCCCGGAACCUUAUUGCCUCCGCUUGCGUUACCGGGCCGGGAACGGUGACGCGGCACUAUUGGCGGUGCACAAGCUGGCUGGCAGGCAGGAGGCGGCGCUACCGGUGCCGGGACAGGACGCAGGGUCGGGAGCGGUUGCGAGGACAUGGCGGAGACUAUUAUAAUUCGUGUCCAAUCACCCGAUGGAGUGAAACGCAUCACAGCAACAAAACGGGAAACUGCUGCAACGUUUUUGAAAAAGGUUGCAAAAGAAUUUGGCUUUAGAAAUAAUGGAUUUUCUGUGUACAUCAAUAGAAACAGGACUGGUGAGAUCACAUCAUCUCCCAAUAAGUCCCUCAACUUAUUAAAAAUCAAGCAUGGGGAUAUGCUGUUUCUCUUUCCCUCGAGUCCAGCUGGCUCUUCCUCUGAGAACAUGGAUACAUCAUCAAUGUCUCAAGGAGUUCGCCCUCUAGGUGUUCCCCAGGUGGUAGAAGAUGAAAUUGACCAGUACCUAAUAAAACAAGAUGGGAAGAUUUACAGGAACAAAGAUCAGCAACAAUGUCGACAUGGCCCGCUGGGCAAAUGUGUGCACUGUGUACCAUUAGAGCCUUUUGAUGAGGAUUAUUUAAACCAUCUGGAACCCCCUGUGAAGCAUAUGUCAUUCCAUGCCUACAUCAGGAAACUGACCGGAGGCGCAGACAAGGGGAAGUUUGUUGCCCUUGAAAACAUUAGCUGCAAGAUUAAAUCUGGGUGUGAGGGCCAUCCCCCGUGGCCAGAAGGCAUUUGCACUAAGUGCCAGCCAAGUGCCAUCACACUCAACAGGCAGAAAUACAGGCAUGUGGAUAACAUCAUGUUUGAGAACCAUACAAUUGCAGAUCGUUUCUUGGACUUCUGGAGAAAAACAGGAAACCAGCAUUUUGGGUACUUAUACGGGAAGUAUACAGAGCACAAGGACAUCCCUCUAGGUAUCCGAGCUGAGGUUGCUGCCAUUUAUGAACCUCCACAGAUUGGUACACAAAACAGCCUGGAACUCCUCGAAGACCCAAAGGCAGAGAUUGUGGAUGAGAUUGCGAACAAGCUGGGCCUGAGGAAGGUUGGCUGGAUAUUCACAGAUCUGGUCUCAGAGGAUACACGGAAGGGGACUGUCCGGUAUAGCCGGAACAAGGAUGCUUAUUUCUUAAGUGCAGAAGAGUGCAUCACAGCUGGGCAUUUUCAGAAUCAGCACCCAAACAUAUGCCGCCUGUCCCCAGAUGGUCACUUUGGAUCCAAGUUUUUCACUGUGGUGGCUACAGGUGGUCCUGACAACCAAGUCCACUUCGAGGGCUACCAGGUAUCCAACCAGUGCAUGGCUCUAGUACGUGACGAGUGCUUGUUGCCAUGCCGUGAUGCUCCAGAGCUCGGCUAUGCAAAGGAAUCCAGCAGUGAACAAUAUGUGCCUGAUGUGUUCUAUAAGGAUAUAGACAAGUUUGGCAAUGAGAUUACUCAGCUAGCUCGUCCACUCCCUGUGGAGUACCUAAUCAUAGAUAUUACUACUACGUUCCCCAAAGAUCCAGUUUACACAUUUUCUAUUUCUCAAAAUCCAUUCCCUAUUGAGAAUCGUGAUGUUCUGGGAGAAACUCAGGACUUCCACAGUCUGGCAACUUACUUGUCCCAGAACACUUCCUCGGUGUUCCUCGACAUCAUCUCCGAUUUCCAUCUGCUUCUCUUCUUGGUCACCAACGAAGUGAUGCCUUUAAGGGAUAGCAUCAGCUUGUUGCUGGAGGCAGUCAGAACUCGGAAUGAAGAGCUUGCACAGACUUGGAAGAAAUCUGAGCAAUGGGCCACCAUUGAACAGCUUUGCAGCACAGUUGGAGUUCAGGUUCCAGGACUCCCAGAAUACGGUGCCAUGGGUGGUUCGACACACGCCACAACCUCUGCCAUGUGGGGCUGCCAACACUGCACCUUCAUGAACCAGCCGGGCACAGAUCAUUGCGAGAUGUGCAGCCUCCCACGUAGCUAGGCCCCCUCUUGGCUUAGCAUUCGGGGCGGCCCUUACAGACCAACUGGCAGAAAUACAGAGGCAAACCCUUAGCCAGGCGGGGGACUGUUCUUCCUCCUGGGGUGAUGCCCCUUGAGGGUCGGGGCAGGUGGGGGUGGGGCGGGGAGUGACCCACGUCGUGGGCACUCGGUGCCAUCCAGCGGGUGACAGCUUGCAGGUGGAACUGGAUGUUUUAGGGGGAGGGAUACAGCAUAGCCCCUCUGCCUAGCGCUGCUGCCUUGUCUUUUCUUUGCUCUCAGUAUUGUAGAAAGCCAGCCAGUGGUCAUGUUUCCCUGGAGCUGCCGUCAAGCAGCCCCGUGGGGACAUGGCAAUGUGGUCAUGCUGCGCCCCCCUGUCCCCGUCAGCUUGCAUGCCACAAGCUUCCCCCAGCCUUAAGCCAGUCACAGUGGGGCUAGGCAGCUGUGUUGAAGGGGUCAGUUGGGUCCCCAGGCUAGCUUGCCUAAUGUUGCUCCCUUGACAUGCUUUUUGCAUUUAGCCCCAGAAUCGCUGGGUCCCUGGUGCCUGCAUCACUUCGGUCCAGCCUCUGAUUAGAGCUUCCAAAUUGAGUGACCUGCACUGGCAGAACAUACAGUUGCUUUGUAGCCCCCCGGGUUAAGUCCCAGACUGACUAUUUCAGCUAGAGAGGAAGAGGAGAGAACAGCCUUCUCAACUUGGUAGGGUGUCUACAGUUGUCCAGCUCAGCCACAAUGGCCACAGAUUUAAAGAGCUCUAGCAGCCGUCUCCUGGUGCUUCUCAGCUAGAGCUAGGUAACAGAGGGCCAUUCUUGCCCAAAUCAAGCAGUGGGGACCAGCUGGCUUCCCGAACUGGAAGCAGAUCGUAAUUUGGCAGCAUCAUCCUGGCUGUUUCAGGUUGGGCAGGCAGUUUGCAAGCAGUUUGCUUGCCCCAGAUUUCCAUAUGCUGUCAUCCCUUUGCAUUUAAAGCCGAUUCCUGGUCUUUGUAGCUGUGAGCAGGCAAACCUCACAAGUACCUUUCCUCGUGCCUGUUAGUGACUUAAAUAGCAUCCCAGCAGGGAAAGCUAAAUGGAACAUUUGUCGGCAUCUUGAAAGGAGCUUUGUCUUGCUGCAGCGCGAUCCAGGCAAAUUGCAGCCGAGGCGCUGGAAAUUCUCCUGCCUCCAGAACACUUACCUGCCUCCUCUUCCCAUGACCACAUUUUUAGCAACGCCCUCGAGUUCCUCAUGUCUUCUGAUGUGUGAGCUCCUCCAUUGCCACACAGAGAUGUGCUUUCAUUGUCCAAAAAUUCCCAGCAUCUCUGCCAGCAGUGUUAGGGCACAUUCGGUUCCUUCUGCACAGCAGUAUUUCUACAACUAAAUAGCCUGCUCAUCACCCAGGCAACUCCCAUCAGUUUUAUAGCAGAGAAGCAAGACAUUCAUGCCAUCCAUUGGGUUAUGGGAACAGAGGGCAUCCCGUAAUUUUUAUCUUGUUAGAUGCCCACCCCCGACAAAAUGUGCCUCCACCCGAACUACCAGUUUUCUUUAUGGGCCUAUAGGCCUGGCUCCCAGACAGCCGCCAUGAGUGAUGCAGUCUCUGCCUUUCCAUGGCUGGAAAUAGCUUGGGCUUUGUCCGUCAGGUGUUUGAACCAACAAUUCACCCGGCCCUUGUUAUUGCUGACAGGACGUGCUACUCUCUUCUUUCCUGGGUUUGUGUUUUGACUAGAUUCCUUGAGCUCACCGGGCUGUAGCUACUCUUGCUAUUCCUUUUCAUUCUAUGGGUUGCAGAGGUGUGUGUUUGGUUUGGACUGGAGUUGACUGAAUAACAGCCCUGCAAAUAAAAAAAUAUAUUAAAAGCAUCUGAAAUGGAAGCCUCCUGGUCUGUUAUUUUGCCCGCCUUGUCCUCUUGUGUUUGCUUUUCUUCCCAUCCGUUUUGAACUUGUGCUCUUAGGUUAACAGAGCUUUCCCCAGACAAGGCUUUGGAUAUUCUUCAGGGCCCUGCCCCAGUGAGAAUCCCCACUUCAAACCUUGUAGUCUUUGCCUGCCCAAAAUGCUUGCUAGGGACUUAGGCAACUGGAGGAGGGGAGCAAAAUGUGGCAUUUCAGCAGCCCUUCUGUUGAAGAUGGCGAAGCUUUGUCUAGAGAAAAACACAGUACAGUGGUACCUUGGUUGUCAAAUGUAAUCCGUUCCAGAAGUCAGUUCGACACCUGAAACUGUUCAAAAACCAAGGCGCAGCUUCCGAUUGGCUGCAGGAACUUCCUGCACUUAAGCAGAAGCCAUGCCAGAGGUUUGGCUUCCGGAAAAUUUUUGCAAACCGAAACACUCACUUCUUGGUUUGCGGCGUUUGGGAGAUGAUUUGUUCGGGAGCCAAGCCGUUUGACAACCAAGGUACCACUGUACUAGGCAAAGCUUUAGUAUCUCAUCUCCAUUUCUUCAGAGCUCUACCAAGCAAAGCAUAAAGUUUUCACUUAGGUGUUUAUAGUGUUGUUUUAGAUGAAGAGCUCACUUGAGUAGUCUAGGAGGGAGAAGCUUAGAAGGAUCUCGCUGAAAGUGCUUCGCAAGCCAGUCUCCCUUGUUUUGGCUUUGUUUCUGCCCAUACAACAAAGUGGCAGCAAAACAUUUUAAAUUUUAAAAGGGAUGGUUCUAUUGUAAAACACUCAAUAUUCCUCAGACUUGCAACUCAAAAUUUGUUAGGCUCCCUGAACCUUACAUGCAUGCUGCCCAACAUCAGUUUUCCUGGUUACAGCAGAAGCAGGUGAAUGAGUGAGUCACUUCUUCCAAGGUACAGUUUUGUUAACUGGCUUCAAGGAACAAUCUAGGCUUGCAGGAUUCUUGGGUUUUCAACUCUCAUUUGACCAUCUUUUUUUAGGAGUCAGGCUUUUAAUUUUGAAUGUUUACAAGGGGAGGUAGUGAGUUUGGGCUGAAAGUUGGAGUGGGCUAAUUUGGUACUAGCAGGGACUGUGAGCAGCUUUAAUGCUUAUUUUUCAGAGUGUGCAUUCUAAAGAGCCAGAUUUCUGGCUAUUCAAAGCUUACACAAUGGAAAUAAGAGUGCCCAAUACACACACCGAUUGGUAGGGAUCCCUUGCAGCCUCCAGCAUGGACAAUUGCACAUCAAGUUUGUUCGCAAAUUGCAAAGUGGCAACUUUCCAUAAUUCUGAAAAAUUGCACUAGCAAUGGGGUGUAAGGUUAGGUCCAGCUUAUGAAAUCCUUUUGAAGAUGAUAUGGACUUGGAAGCUGCUCAAUAUGAAGCUGAAAGAAUUCUAUAGGCAGCCAUGGGUUUUCUGGAUUUCUAUGAAGUGUCCCAACACUUUAUCCCUUCACCCGAAGCCCAUUAGCUUUUGAAAGUUGCCUUCCUUGUACACAUGUCAACUGGCUUUGAAGAAAACUCCCCUGUUUCCAUACAUGCACUAAAUCCCCCUCCAGCAAGAUACUGGAUUCCUGCUUUUGCCCUAGCCAGUUUGCAGUGCCAGCUUCCUAGGAAAAUUGUGACCUGGCCCUGUCCAAAUUUUAGGUUCUUAGAUGGGAAAGGGUCUUAAUGCUGACAGAGCCCUAGCAAUAAAUGAUGUUGCCGCCCUCAAAGACUCUCACUUGGCAGAAAAGGAAAUGACAUGGAAAUGAGCUGACGAUUUCUGUUCCAUAAAGGAAGGCCAGCAUUCAAGAUGACAGCUGAAUUCUGGGAUAUCCACCAAAGCAUUGACUAAAUCAAUUCUUGGAGCUGGAGAGAACUUGAGGCAGGUAGAAAACCCACAUAUUGGCACUUCACAGCUCCUAUGAAGACCCACCAUACCCUGAGUGAAAGAGAUGAAGUUUAAAAGAGAGGUCAGAGCCUCUUCCAAGUAAUAUUUCACUCCAUCCAAAAGAAAGCAAGUUCUGGGAGGGGUUCCUGCCUCUGCCUUCGCAUCAACAGUGACCUUGGGCUCCCAAAUCCUACGUGUGCAGUGGGAUUGGAUUGCAAACUCACUGAAGCUCCGUAACAAACCAAAGGCAGUUCAGUUGGGAAGGAGAGACCUCUCUUACCCUCUUUCUCCACGUGUCUGUGUCCUGACUUG
This is a messenger RNA of Zootoca vivipara (common lizard), 6019 nucleotides long. It is a transcript of the gene NPLOC4, whose product is annotated as NPL4 homolog, ubiquitin recognition factor. Gene Ontology annotation, biological process: ubiquitin-dependent protein catabolic process. Gene Ontology annotation, molecular function: ubiquitin protein ligase binding; ubiquitin binding. Lineage: Eukaryota; Metazoa; Chordata; Lepidosauria; Squamata; Lacertidae. Gene Ontology annotation, cellular component: nucleus. The record is from RefSeq and is a predicted model, not a curated record.